AUGUCCGCUACAAAUGAAAUCCUACAGGACAUAGCGGAUGCUGCACACCAGGAGAUCAAGGCUUUCUCCAGCGAGCCCUCUGCCAUCACAGACGACGCCCCAACCGAACUCGACAAGGUCAUUUUUGGUUCAGACUCAGAGGAGGCGCCAUUCGACAACCAGUCUAUCUCGUACCUUUCCGACACCAAUGAGAAUUUUGUCACGGUUCCCUCCAGUGGCACCUUGGUAAAGCUGGAGGAGUUUUCCGUGUUGGCGUUCUUGGUCAGAUGCGGCAUCAAUUUGGUCUUGCCGUUCAUUAACGGGAUCAUGGUGGGUUGCGGUGAGAUUCUCGCCCACGAAAUCGGGUUCCGUUACGGCUGGCGUGGUGCCAGAGUAGAGCCAUCGGCUCGAAUGGCCCAAAGGCAGCGCCAGAUUCAACAGCAAUCCAAGUUUUUGUAA
Molecule: messenger RNA, 438 nt
Organism: Babjeviella inositovora NRRL Y-12698
Lineage: Eukaryota; Fungi; Ascomycota; Pichiomycetes; Serinales
Gene: MIM1
Product: Mim1p
Exons: 1
Coding region: 1-438 (145 amino acids)
Biological process (GO): mitochondrial outer membrane translocase complex assembly; protein insertion into mitochondrial outer membrane
Cellular component (GO): mitochondrial outer membrane
Source: RefSeq, a predicted model, not a curated record